UCGUCAUAUUGAAGGUAGGUCAAAUUAUGAUUCUGACUUACGGGCAUUUGAUAUUGAAAUCUCUUGCACGAUACAAGAUUUGGUUCGUGGUCCCCCAAUUUUGCCGAGGUUCCGUUGGAGUUACAAAAUUUCAAAACAAACAUGAUGAAGGUCAUCCAGAACCUCACUAGUGCCCCACUUUCUCCACCAAAUUCGGCUCUUGUGGUCACCGUACAAAACACUGGGUCUCAUGAAAAAGAAUUAAAGGAUGACUCAAGCGUCGAACCACAUGUUGGGGAUGUUAUGGACAGUAAGCCUGAACUCAUGAAUGAAGAUGACGAGAGGUCCAACGUUGUUGAAAAUAAUAAAGAGCUUGCUCUUCUAGAAGGUGCCAACAAGGUGACAGAUGCAGAUAAUACACAUGCGGACAAUAGAGAUGCGGUCAGGACAAAGCACCUAGUUUCACCGAGAGAACCUAUACUGGGUAUUGGAUCUAUCUCGCAUGUCCCUCGAUUUGCUCCAAGAUCCAAGAUGGUUGAAGAUUCAAAGAGUGGACUGCUCCUAUGGUUUAACAUUAUCUCUCCAGUCCAGAAGCACGAGUGGGAGCCUCCACCUUGAGGACAAGGCCCCCAAGAAGUGCAGCAGCCAAUAUAAGAGGAAAAAUGAA
Cuscuta campestris is the source of this 646-nucleotide messenger RNA. The record is from the annotation of a GenBank genome assembly. Lineage: Eukaryota; Viridiplantae; Streptophyta; Magnoliopsida; Solanales; Convolvulaceae.